UAAACCGUCCUCCACAUUACUCCCAGUGUCGUCAUUAGCAUUCGGGGAAAGCAAUAUGAAUUACUUCGAAAACAGUACUAACAAUAAUAAUUCAGAAUUUCUAAGAAGCGCCGUGUGCCACAAAUAAAUAAAUUCAUCUUGAAUGCAGUAGGUGGCGCCAUAUAGUCCAUACGCUUUCCCUUGCUCUCUUUCAGACCCGGAAGAUUUGCAAAACGAUCUUCAGUUUACUCUGUUUUUCAGAGUUAACCAACUCGUCUCGGCAGUUCUGAGGCGGCUAUCGGACAGUAAUCCAGUGCUUCUGGGACAAAGACUAGUCUGGUCAGUUCUCCAUUUCAGAAAUGUUUCUGUACCUCCUGGGCCUGGUGGCUUUCUUAUUUCUGUAUCGGUGGUACAGAGAGAUCAAACGAGUCCCUAAUAUGUCGGACAAAUAUGUGUACAUCACCGGGUGUGACUCUGGUUUCGGGAACUUGCUCGCGAAGCAUCUGGACAAGCAGGGAUUCCGCGUGAUUGCCUCCUGUUUCACGGAAAAGGGGGAAGAAGACUUGAAAAAGACAUGCUCUGAAAGGCUGUCCACCAUCCACCUGGAUGUCACCCAACAGGAGAGUGUUGAAAAAGCAGCAGCUUUUAUAAAGGCCAAGGUUGGGGAGAAAGGCCUAUGGGCUGUGGUGAACAAUGCUGGGGUUUCUGUGCCAUCUGCACCCUGUGACUGGCUGACCAUUGAGGACUACAAGUCCAUGCUGGAUGUGAACCUCAGUGGGGUCAUUGCCGUAACGCUAAGCGUGCUCCCUCUCAUCAAGAAAGCCAGGGGCCGGGUGGUAAAUGUCGCCAGUGUGUUUGGGAGGAUAAGUCCAUUUGGUGGCCCCUACUGCAUCUCCAAAUAUGGUGUGGAAGCUUUUAACGACUCCCUCCGGAGGAACAUGGCACCUUUUGGAGUCAAAGUCCUCUGCAUUGAACCUGGCUUUUUCAAAACCGCUGUGACCGACACUGAACUUGUGUUAAGGGGUACUAGGAAAGUGUGGGAGAAAUUGCCUCAGGAAACCAAAGAGGAAUAUGGAAAUGAUUAUCCGGACAAAGUCACUGCAAUGAUGAAGGAAAAGCUUACGAAGCUCCCAGACAGGGACCUGAUGAAGGUGGUCAGCUGCAUGGAACAUGCCAUUGCCGCUCUCCAUCCUCGCACCCGCUACUCGCCUGGGUGGGAUGCCAAGUUUUUCUGGCUCCCGCUGUCCUACAUGCCCACCUGUAUCACAGAUUAUGUGCUUCUUAAAGAUGCAGUCCUACCCAAGAAAUCUGUGAUCUAGCCAUUUUUGUUAGUCCAGGUUCUCAUACAUUGAAGACUACAAUGGUUCUUCAUAUUACUGCUCCCUUUAAGUAAAGAUAAUAUAAAAGGAAUUAUGAUGAGGGUCCUGCGCGUUCUGCUGCAACAGAGGUGCUAUUUUAACUUCAUUUUAUUCUAUGUUAAUUUUUUGGAAUGUUUUUUCCGUAGCUGUGUUAAGGCCGAAUCCAUAAUGUUUUUAGGAGCUUUUAGGUACCAAAUGUAAUUGUGCUCACAGCACAUUGGCCUACAUCCAGCUGUGAUGAGAUCAGAGUAACAAGUUCCUGUGUCCCAUACACCAUGCUGUGAACUCUUGACUGUAACAAAGAAUUUGAAAAAGGGUGUCUGUUAAGUAAAGGAACACACACACACACACACACACCUGUCCCAUACGGGGUCGCAGGGAACCGGAGCCUACCU
This is a messenger RNA of Scleropages formosus (Asian bonytongue), 1732 nucleotides long. It is a transcript of the gene dhrs9, whose product is annotated as dehydrogenase/reductase (SDR family) member 9. The coding region runs from base 339 to 1298 and encodes 319 amino acids. Gene Ontology annotation, molecular function: oxidoreductase activity. The transcript has 6 exons. Gene Ontology annotation, cellular component: intracellular membrane-bounded organelle. The record is from RefSeq and is a predicted model, not a curated record. Gene Ontology annotation, biological process: steroid metabolic process. Lineage: Eukaryota; Metazoa; Chordata; Actinopteri; Osteoglossiformes; Osteoglossidae.